Rhodofomes roseus is the source of this 1314-nucleotide messenger RNA. RefSeq lists its product as uncharacterized. The coding region runs from base 370 to 1017 and encodes 215 amino acids. The record is from RefSeq and is a predicted model, not a curated record. NCBI's taxonomy places the organism in Eukaryota, Fungi, Basidiomycota, Agaricomycetes, Polyporales, Fomitopsidaceae. The transcript is spliced from 5 exons.
CUCUCGUCCUCGCGCACGACCACCUCCUCCUCCUCUGCAUGCCAUCCCAUACUCUGCUCUCGCAUAGCCGGACAGGGGAACACCGCUCCACUUAUAUGCGCGCUGCGAUGGUCGACCAAGUCCGCCUUCCUAGACUUUGUGCCCCUCGCCCUGCUCUUUCCACUGGGGUCGAUCCGCCGAGUGUCUAGCAAGCCAUCCGUUCAUGCAUGGCCUCACGCUCCCGCGAAUGCUGAUCCCAGGGCCAGGCGAGCGAUGGCCUGCUGAUUGACCGGUCUUCGCAGAUCGACGCGCUCGACGUACUAUGUGGCUCUCUCAGCAGUCCUAUCUGAGAGAGAUCCAGAACAGUAGGCAGAGUCCUUCCAGACUCGGAUGUCCCUGGAGGAAGCAACGGUCGACAGGGUUGUAUUUUGGCUAAGGAUCUGUGCCAGGCCUAGCAAUGCUGCGCCCGCUCUGCUACAAGACCUCAUUGAAAUCAUUGCGCGCCUGCCUCUACGGCGGGCCCUUCCUGCUCGCCCAGUGCUGCCUCGCAUGCCGCGCGUGACGAUAGGCAGCACCGCCGCUCUGCAUGACUUCAUGCGGGUGCUCGUGUUUCAGCAGAACGAGCCGUCCUACAGCUGCGCGCCCGGCGAACUCGAACACGCAGGCGCACACCUUCGUCGUGCGCAUUUGCGGGUGCCGCCUCCCGCGCUGGAGCACCUCACAUUCGCGCUGCUUGACUGGGCGGCGCCACCGAGGGCGCCGUACCCCGCCUUCUUCAGCUACGCCAUAUGCCCCAUGCCUCCUGCUCGCUUGUCCCACCGCCGGUACCACUUCCAUCACGCAGGCGUGCUCCGCCUCGUCUCAGUCAACACUGCGGGACGUGGAAGGAGCUCCCGCUACUCCAAGCAAGAAUUCUGUGAGUUCUUGCUCAUAGAUUCGCUCAGCUGCGACUAUCGCCCACCAGUUCUUCUCGCGGUGCCGCCGCAUCAGACCCUCCUAGACGGUUCGGUCGCAUACACGCACCCCUUCGGGACUUGACUUUGCAUGUCUUGUUCGUGCCCUUUCCGUUGUUCCUCCGUGCAUUCCACGACCUCCGACACGUCCAAUCUCCCAACGAACUCGAACGGGGAGCUACGCCCAGCGAAGCUCCGUCUAGCCACACUACGGAUGCAGCCCAGGUGACCCGUGCGUAUGCGGUAUCGCUCUGGGACCUCUCUUUGGUAUUCGCCACGGAGUGCUUCUUGCCCUUUUGGCAGGAGCGACGCGCUGUCGAGCGGAUAGACAUCCGUCCGUCGGACUCGCAUUCCCCGUUGUUGUGUCACGCCUUUGUUGCAG